Messenger RNA from Hylaeus volcanicus, 1015 nucleotides. It is a transcript of the gene Prosbeta2, whose product is annotated as proteasome subunit beta type-7. NCBI's taxonomy places the organism in Eukaryota, Metazoa, Arthropoda, Insecta, Hymenoptera, Colletidae. Bases 100 to 933 code for a protein of 277 amino acids. Gene Ontology annotation, molecular function: threonine-type endopeptidase activity. The record is from RefSeq and is a predicted model, not a curated record. Gene Ontology annotation, cellular component: proteasome core complex. The transcript has 4 exons.
UCACGUUUGUGAAAGCGCUCUUCAUUCCCUGAAUCCUUGAGUGCUUGAGUAUUCUGGUGUGUUCUUUUCGAAAGGGUAGUAGUGAAAAGACUUGAAAUUAUGUCUUCGGUACUUGUGCCUGAAAUUCCUGCACCUGGAUUUUCUUUUGACCUUUGUCAAAGAAAUAACUUUAUGGUAAAGAAAGGGUUCCAACCACCUAAAGCUGUUAAAACAGGAACAACUAUUGCUGGAGUUAUUUUCAAGGAUGGAGUGGUUCUUGGGGGUGACACAAGAUCAACAGAAGAUACCAUAGUUGCUGAUAAAAACUGCAGCAAAAUUCAUUUUCUUGCAAAAAAUAUAUAUUGCUGUGGUGCAGGAACUGCUGCUGAUACUGAAAUGACAACUCAGACAAUAUCCAGCCAAUUAGAGUUGCAUCGUUUAAAUACUGGUCGUACAGUACCUGUUUGCACUGCUAAUGCAAUGAUCAAACAGUUAUUGUUCCGUUAUCAAGGCCACAUUGGAGCUGCUUUGAUAUUGGGAGGUUGUGAUUUAGAUGGUCCACAUUUAUAUUGUAUUUAUCCUCAUGGAUCGACAGACAAGCAUAUGUAUACUACUAUGGGAUCAGGAUCAUUAGCUGCCAUGGCUGUAUUUGAAAGUAGAUGGAAACCUGAUAUGACGGAGGAGGAAGCUAAAGAACUCGUAGCAGAUGCUAUUCGUGGGGGUGUGUUUAAUGAUUUGUGUUCCGGUUCUAAUGUAGAUCUAUGCGUCAUACGUAAGGGUUCCGUAGAUUAUUUACGACCUUACGACGUUGCUAAUGUAAAAGGACAGCGUCAAAUAUCUUAUCGAUACAAGCGUGGCACUACAGCUAUACUUAACAAAACAGUUCGUCCUGUAAUCGUAGAGGAGGAAAGUAUUCGUAGAAUUGCAGAAGAACCAAUGGAUACUUCAUCUUGAAAUGCGCAUAAAUUCGUUCUAAAUUUAAGUUCAAAUGAUAUGUGAAGUUUUAAUAAAUAAAGUCUUAACUAUGAUAUUUGAA